AUGUUAUUGGAGUUAGUGAAAGACAUGCUUCCCAAAGAUAAUGUUCUUCCGGAUAGUACAUAUGAGGCGAAAAAGUCACUAAGCCUAAUAGGUUUACCUUAUGAGAAAAUCCAUGCAUGCCCUAAUGAUUGUGUAUUGUAUCGAAAUCAAUACGAAUCAUUAGAGAGUUGUCCAAUUUGUGAAGCUUCACGGUACAAGAAAAGGGAUGGAGCAGUACCAGCGAAGGUUUUAUGGUAUUUUCCUAUAGUACCAAGGUUCAAGCGAUGGUUUUCAAAAGCAGAAGAUGCAAAGAAGUUGACAGGGCAUUUCGAUAGUCGAUUUGACGAUGGAAUGCUUAGACAUCCAGUUGACUCUCCGCAGUGGAGAUUUAUUGAAGGAAAAUUCCCUGACUUUGCCCAAGAAAAGAGUAAUUUACGCCUUGCAUUGUCUACGGAUGGGUUCAAUCCAUUCGGUUCCUUGAGUAGCACAUAUAGCACAUGGCCAGUUAUGCUAGUGACCUACAACUUACCUCCUUCAUUGUGCAUGAAGAGAAGGUAUAUGUUCUUGUCGUUGUUAAUUCAAGGUCCAAAGCAACCGGGCAAUGACAUCGAUGUGUAUUUGACUCCACUUAUUGAUGAUUUGAUUAUGCUUUGGGAAGAAGGUGUUGAAGUGUUUGAUGCUUAUCGCAAUGAGAAUUUUAAUUUGAAAGCAAUGCUAUUUUGCACUAUCCAAGAUUUUCCGGCGUAUGGCAACCUUUCGGGGUACACUGUGAAGGGGAAAACAGCUUGUCCCAUCGGUAUGGAAGAUUGCAAGAGAACGUGGUUAAAUGCAUCUAAAAAACAUGUUUAUCCGGUUCAUCGCCAGUUUUUGCCGCCUAAUCAUCCAUAUCGCAGGAGAAAGAAUGUGUUCAAUGGGAAGCAAGAGUUUAAAGGGCGAUCAAAAGUCAUCUUAGGUGAAGAGAUAUUCGAUAAGGUGAAAAAUAUUGACAUCACAUUUGGCAAGAAACAUAAAUCGGCCCUUUCUACGCAGGGGUUCAAAAAGUGUUCGGUUCUUUGGCUGCUUCCUUAUUGGAAAUAUCUUUGUGUGAGACAUUCACUUGAUGUUAUGCAUAUUGAGAAGAAUGUGUGUGAUAGUUUGAUUGGUACCUUAUUGAAUAUCAAUGGUAAGACUAAAGAUGGAAAAAAAGCGAAGGAUGACUUGAAGGAUAUGGGGAUUAGAGGUGAACUCCAUGCUGUUGAUAAUGAUAAAGGUCGAACAUACUUGCCUCCUGCUGCUUACACUUUGUCAAGAAAAGAGAAAAUCAAAUUUUGUGAAAGCUUGACAGGAGUGAAAGUGCCCGAGGGUUAUUCUUCUAAUAUUCUCAACCUUAUGAAUAUGGAAACCUUGAAACUUGUAGGCCUAAAGUCACAUGAUUGCCAUGUUUUGAUGCAACAAUUAUUACCUGUGGCGAUUCGCUCAAUUUUGCCUAAAGAUGUUCGAUUUGCAAUUAUCAGACUAUGUGGAUUUUUUCAUGCAAUUUAUAGCAAAGUAAUUGAUCCUAAAGAGUUGACUACUUUGGAGAAUGAAAUUGUUUUAGUUUUGUGUCAAUUAGAGAUGUACUUCCCUCCAUCAUUUUUUGAUGUUAUGGUUUAUUUACUAAUCCACUUAGUUAGAGAGAUAAGAUAUUGUGGUCCGGUUCACAUGAGAAAUCAGUGGUAUUUUGAGAGGAAAAUGAAAACCUAUAAGGGAUAUGUGACGAAUGCUUUUCAUCCGGAAGGUUGUAUAGCUGAACGAUUGUUUUAUGAAGAAGUUCUUGCUCAUACCGGUGACUUUUUUUUGAAAUCAAAGCGGAUAGGGCUUCCUGUAUCUCGUCAUAGUGGAAGAAUGGAUGGUGAGGGGACCAUAGGUCGAAAACAGCGUGACUUGUCUUAUGAUGAUUGA
This is a messenger RNA of Chenopodium quinoa (quinoa), 1899 nucleotides long. RefSeq lists its product as uncharacterized. Bases 1 to 1899 code for a protein of 632 amino acids. The transcript has a single exon. The record is from RefSeq and is a predicted model, not a curated record. NCBI's taxonomy places the organism in Eukaryota, Viridiplantae, Streptophyta, Magnoliopsida, Caryophyllales, Amaranthaceae.